GAAACUCGCCCUCGCACCAUUUGUCUCUCUCUUUUUUCCUCUACAAAGCUUUGUGCGAGUGAGACGUUGACUUGGUCGCCUUCGUCGUCUUCUCCGCCACCGCUUCUCCUUUGACUCCCACGCUCAUGGCGAAGUAGAGCUUUAAACGAGACCCUCGAAUUCCCCGUUUCCCUUGUGUUGGGUUUGCCCCAUGGGUUGCGCGAGCUCCGCGGAGGCGCGCGGCAAGGGGCGGCCCCGCAGCCGCGCCCCGUACGCGCGGACCUACUCCCUCCCUGUGGAUCGCCAUGGCGCCCAUGGCGAGUUCUCCUCUCACACCGUCGCGCUCAGAUCCUCCACCCUCGGCUUCCUCGUGCUCGACCGCGCUCCGAGCACCGCCGCCGCCGCCGCCGAGGUGGAGGAGGAGGAGGAGGAGAUUGCGAAGACGAGCUCCGACGAUCCCUCGAACGAAGCCGAUUCGUGGCCGGGGACGACGAUAGAGCUCCGGCGCCGGCGCCGGCUCCCGCCGCGCACGCCCACGGCGACGCCGCCGCGCGCGCCGGAGAUCAUCAACGCGUGGGAGCUCAUGGAGGGCCUCGAGGACGCGCUCCGCCCCUCCAUCGACCGCUCCUUCUCCUUCCACACCACGAGGGAUCCGCCGAAGCCCGGGUUCUUACCCCUCGAUCCGAUCGUCUCGGAGCUCGAUCCCGAGAUCUUAUCCUCCUUCCGCGACGCUCUCCAAAGCCCAUCGCCCCCCCCGUUUUCGACCAAAGACGGGAUCUUCGAUCCCCGGGAUCGGAGCAAACGCGAGAUCCCCGGGAUCGUGCGCGCGAGGAUCGCCGCGUUCCAGGAGAGGAUCGACGCGAGGAGGGCGAGGGCCAACCCCCCCAAUUCCGCGAAGGUGUCGCCCUCGACCCGAUCCCCGCCCCCGGGGGCCGAGCGCAGGGUGGUGCUCUACCUCACGACCCUCCGCGGGGUGCGUCGAACCUACGAGGAUUGCUGGGCCGCACGGGCGAUCCUGCAGAGCUACGGCGCGCGCGUCGACGAGAGGGACGUGUCGAUGCACGGGGGCUUCAAGGAGGAGCUGAAGGGGCUGCUGGGGGAGAGCUUCGCGGGGAAGCUCCCUCGGGUUUUCGUGGACGGGGAGUAUCUGGGGGGCGCCGAGGAGGUGAGGAGGAUGCACGAGGAAGGGGAGCUAGGGAGGUUGUUGUUGUCGCGGUGCGAUGCUGCCGCGGAGAAGGCGAAAGGGGGAGGAACGUGUGUAGGUUGCGGCGACGUGCGGUUCGUGCCGUGCCGUAUGUGCUCGGGGAGUUGUAAGGUUUACGUCGAGGAGGAGGAGGAGGUUCGGGGGUUUCGCCGGUGCCCGGAUUGCAAUGAGAAUGGGCUCCUUCGCUGUCCUCUUUGUUGCUGAAUAAGGGCAUGUUUGGUUGCACGAAAUUUAUGAACUCAACUCCAUUGGCUUGAGAGAUAGGGUCUGCAUGCGUUUCAGUGCAACGCUCGUUCUCGACUCCCCACUGGAUGGGGACGAAGUUUGAGAUUUGCAUGAGCUGUGACUUUCGCGCACAUGCGCCGUGUGUUUGAUUGGGUGUGGUUUACUGUACAUGUAUAGUGAUUGAUGCAGCCUCCCAGUUGCCGGGGAAGGCAAUGAGGAGGAUUGGGUUUUUUUUUUUUUUUUUUUUUUUUUUUUUUUUUUUUUUUNUUUUUUUUUUUCUGGAAACAAAAAAUAGAGGGAACUAUAGGUCAUUUUAAAUAAAUUUAUUAAUUUUUUUAUUUUA
Messenger RNA from Ananas comosus (pineapple), 1751 nucleotides. RefSeq lists its product as uncharacterized. Bases 191 to 1387 code for a protein of 398 amino acids. The record is from RefSeq and is a predicted model, not a curated record. The transcript has a single exon. Lineage: Eukaryota; Viridiplantae; Streptophyta; Magnoliopsida; Poales; Bromeliaceae.